AUGGAUCGUAGCAAUCAAAUCGUUCAGCAUGGUGUUCCAGUAUCUAGUCUCGACGCCGCUCACGCGAACGAAUAUUUCGAACAGUUCGUCAAUGCAUCCAGUGUGAAAAACAUCCUUGGAUAUUAUCGAGGUUUAAUCGACAGCCUUCAUCUUAGGCCGAACGUCUUCAAUUUGUUUUAUCCGAAACUAAGAGCCAACUUGACUUCAUGGCGAGCCAAAGCUCUCCUCAAGAAGUUCGAUGCGAGGGCGUCACACAAAUGCUACCAGAAAGGGAAGGCGGCAGCGAAUACGAGAGUUCUUGUGAUAGGAGGAGGUCCUUGCGGUAUGAGGACAGCUAUAGAGGCGCAGUUGUUAGGAGCUAAAGUGGUUGUUGUUGAGAAGAGGGAUAGAUAUUCUAGAAAUAACGUUUUACAUUUAUGGCCUUUUGUGAUAGAAGAUUUGAGGAUGCUGGGCGCAAAGAAGUUUUUUGGUAAAUUUUGCGCCGGCGCCAUCGAUCACAUCAGUAUCAGGCAGUUGCAAUGUAUCUUAUUGAAGGUAGCUCUUCUUCUUGGAGUUGAAGUUCACACAGAAGUCAGUUUCGAAACUCUUAUAGAGCCCGAUGCUAAUGAAAAGAUUGGUUGGAGAGCUCAGUUCAAACCUGCCAACCAUCCGGUCUCGCAAUACGAGUUCGAUGUUAUAAUAGGUGCCGACGGUAAACGCAAUACUUUACAAGGAUUCAGCCGUAAGGAAUUUAGGGGAAAGCUUGCAAUAGCGAUAACGGCCAAUUUUAUCAAUAAGAAAACCGAAGCCGAAGCUCGCGUAGAAGAAAUUAGCGGCGUAGCUUUUAUAUUUAACCAAAAGUUUUUUAAGGAUUUGCAAGAAGCCACAAGAAUUGACUUAGAGAACAUAGUUUAUUAUAAAGACGAUACUCAUUAUUCGUUAUGACAGCGAAGAAGCAUAGUUUAAUCGAGAAAGGAGUCAUAAAACAAGAUUUUGCCGAUACCGAAAAGUUAUUAGCUCCCGAAAACGUAGACAAAGAAGCCCUACAGCAAUACGCAAUAGAAGCUGCCACUUUUAGUACUAAUUAUCAGAUGCCCAAUUUAGAAUUUGCAGUUAAUCAUUACGGUCAACCGGAUAUAGCCAUGUUCGAUUUUACGUCAAUGUAUGCCGCCGAAAACGCUUCAAAAGUGGUGGAGAGAAACGGUUAUCGUUUACUAAAGAUAUUAGUUGGAGAUAGUUUACUUGAGCCGUUUUGGCCCACCGGUUCAGGUUGCGCCCGAGGAUUUUUAUCUUCUUUGGACGCAGCGUGGGCCAUUAGAAGUUGGUCCUUGGGCACUGCGUCACCCCUAGAAGUAUUGGCCGAACGUGAAUCGAUAUACAGAUUGCUAGCGCAAACUACUCCGGACAAUUUGAACAAAGACUGGAAAUCUUACACUCUAGAUCCAGCCACUAGAUACCCUAAUUUCAACAAGGCCGUUGUCUUGUCACAUCAAGUGGUCGCUCUCUUUGACACCGACAAUCCUGCUAGCAUCGAGAGAAUGAAACGUACCUCUAACGAAAAGGUUCACGAUAUACCAAAGAAGAGAAGAAGAGGUAAUCUGGAUAACGAAGUGUUGCUCAACUGGUUAACAGAACAAUUGAAAGAAGUGGAUGGCAUAGAAAUCACCGACAUGGGCUCCGUCUUCAAAGACGGAAAAGUUUUAUGUGCAAUAAUACAUCACUACAGACCAGAUCUGUUAGAAUAUAGUGCAAUUAUUCAUAAUGAUGCGGCGAAAAACAAUCAGAUUGCUAUUAAUGUCCUUGAAAAGGAUUUAGGUAUACCUCCUGUGAUGACCGGAAGCGAAUUGACAAUGACCGAAGAUUUCUUAUCAAUGGCUAGUUAUUUGACAGAAAUCUACGACUGCUUCAGAGGGGAAAUCCCCCAUGUGAAACAUCCCAAAUUGGAUUUACCUGUUGCAAAUACAAAAAUGAGCGAAAUUUCCUUCAAAACAAUUAAAACGUCCAAUAUACCACCGACAAUUACGCAACCAAACAGACCCUCGAGUAGGCAUAAACACAAACACACGGAUAUGGUCACUCAGAAAGUGGGCAGCGUUGACAGGAAACCAAGAAAAAGAAGAACGAUGGAGAAAGUCGGAGCGAGUGUGGAUCAAGAGAACCGCCCUAGUCAAUUCAAUCGAGGAAUGGGAAAAGACGAAGACAUAGCAGCUAAAAUAAAGAGUUUGGAAAGUAAGUUUGGGCACAGACAAUCAGUAGACAAAAAGCCUAAAGACUUACUUAGGGCGAUAGGCAAAAUCGAAACCUCGGAUUGGAAUAUUAAAGAAAUAGAAAAGAAGAUUCUGGAAAAUAAGUUGGGAAAACCGUCCAGGGCUGUCGAUAAGGAAAAAGUUCCAAAAUGGAGUAAAGAACAGUUUUUGGCUAGACAGAACAAGAUGGAACAAAAACAUUUGGAGAGGCAAACGAGUGAGGAGGUUAAAUUUGCUGAAAUCGAUCAAAGCAUUAAAAACUUGGAUCAAAAAUUAAAAGAAGGUACGGCAAGAGAAUUAGGACAAAACAAAGUGGCGUCUAUCACGGAAAAAUUAGUCGGUAAAAUUCCUGCUGAACAGAAACCUCCAGAAAAAACGAAUCGUCAGCCAGCUUUACCAACGCCCAAUAAUUCCGAAUUUUGUCACUUCUGCAAGAAGCGUGUCUAUCUUAUGGAACGGUUGUCUGCAGAAGGAAGGUUCUUCCAUCAUGGGUGCUUUAAAUGUCAGUAUUGCAAUGUUCAGUUACGGCUUGGAUCGUAUACAUUCGAUCGAGAUGGUUUGUACGGAUAUAGAUUCUUCUGUUUACAACACUUCGGAAUGGUAAGAGAAGAAUCACCAGCCAAAGUAACGAGAGCACCUUCAACGAAGCGGGUUGAUAGAACCAGUCCAGAUAAGAAAUCUUUGGGCAUCGCUGGAGUUGACUUACUCGAUAAAGUGCAAACACCAGAACGAAUUGAAUUUUCUAACCUAUCUUCUGGCCAUGUUUCAUCAGAUCAAGAAGAUUCUCUUAAUCAAAUUGAUGAAGAUGAAUGGACUGAUAAAAAUUUCGGUGCUUCUUGUGCGGAAAUGGAAGAUAGUGAUGAAGCUUCCUCUAGUUUCAGUGACCCUGACAGUGAUGAUGAAGGUGCCUACGAUGAUGCUUUAGAAGAACCUGUUACAAAAGAAGGUACUUUGAAAUGGGCUGAACGAUGGAAGAAUAGUUAUUCGAGGAAAAAACGGAAUUCGCAUUCGGACGAAUACAGCAGUAGUGAUCAGUCGAGUUAUUAUGAUAGUUCAGACGGUGAAGAAUCAGAUACGGCCACGGAGGGAGAAGAAGAUAUUAGAGCCCGUGAACUUCGGAAACGAGAAGUUUGUGUCGAACCGCCCAUUGUCCAUACAGACACCGGCACCGAUACCGAGGUGAAAUCAAGUUUAAACUUAUAUGUAAACAUCCCCGAUGUAGUUUCCAAUCGCGAUAUAUUUAACUUAAAUAGGUCCUCGGACAAUAUUUCCGUAAAUUCGGGCGAAUAUAACAGCGCAGAUUCGGGCGAUUUCGAUCUUAACAUGAACAAAAUUGACGAAAGUAACGUAGUGGUAGGAAAAUUGCAAAUCACAAAACCCAGUAACGCAUCGGGCUCUUCUGAUAGCCCUGACACGUCGGUUAUACCGAAGAAAGUAAUCAGAAACUUUAUAGUUCCUUUGAAAGACAGAAAGACGUAUGGUCCGGAAUUUGUGCCCAAAUUCCAAGAUCAAGAGUCGGAGCCUUUGUUGGUCAUUAAGAGAACUCCAAGCAAAAUAUCAAUACCCAAAGAAAUGGUUAAACCUAAAGUGGCAGUAAACACUGCUUUACUUGACAAAGAAAAAUAUUUUGGAGCUAGCAAUAAAAAAUUGCCACCCAGGAAAACCAUACAGAGGUCGGAUACUGUUGCAAAACCCGAUGAUCUAAAAAAACCUUUCCUUAGAAAACCAAAUAUUCUUAAUAAACCUUUAAUAAAGCAACAUAGCUUACCAGAAACCUCGACAGAGUUAGAAAGUAUUAAAAACUUCAAUUUUGAACCUGCGGAUGAAGACCUCAAUAAUAUCGAUGAUUAUAUCGAAAAUCUUUUAGCAAACGAGGACGAAUUGAAGAAACCAAUAGAUCCAAAUAAAUUUAAAAUCGAUGUGGAGCCGGAACAGUUAGAUAGCGAGGAAGAAAAAGUAUCUAGCAGUAUAGAAGAUCUACUUAAAGAUCUGGAGUUAGAAAGUAAUGUGAAUAUAGAAGAAUCUUUCGAAGCGGAGCCCGUAGAUAAGAUAGAUGAUCUUUUAAACUGGAUGGAUGGUUUAGAUCAUGAUACUCCUGAGCGUAAAGUAUGUAGAUCAGCCAGUGAUGUUAAAUAUAGUAAUUUAGAAAAGUUCUUGAAAACUCCUCAUAUAUCACAAAACAUCGUUAGUAAAAUACCCAAAAAUAAUAUAUCAUUCUUCGAGGAUCAGGUAUUGGGGAAAGUACCACGACAAAACACUGUAGAUAAUGAAUACAUGGAUAAUAAGCCCUUAUACGGCUUGAAAAGGUCCAGAACAGAAAUUCGUUUUAAAAAACCUACUGUAGUAGCUCGAUCGUCAGUCGAUUUGGAUGCUGUUGAGAAGGUAAAUAUCAGGAGAAUCCUGCAAAAAUUUGAGACCAGUCCGGAAAAAAGUGUCACUAAACCAGUUACUGAAAACACUGAUAAAUACCCAAAAGAUUAUAAUCUUUUACAUGCAAACCCCUUUAAGCCAAAGCCUAAGUGUGUUAAAAGCACCAUAAAUAAAUUUGAAACCAAAGAAGUUAACAUUAAAAAACCCAUAAAUAAAUUUGAAACCAAAGAAUUUAGUAUUAAGAAACCUAAACCUUCCAUUAAAACGCCGAUCAAAAAACAAGAAUCGAUAUCAACUUGUUUUGAUGAUUUAGAAAAAUUUGUCCAGGACACUCUCCUAAGUAUUGGAGACAGAUAUGAGUCUGCAUCCCAAAAGAAUGAACCUAAUCAACAUAACGAUAAUGAUUGGAAGGCGAAUAUAUCUGUGUCUUCGAUAGUCUAUCCACAAUCACCUGAAAUGGAUUUGAAGGAGAACCAAGUUUAUCCUGAAACAUCAAACUCACAUUCACAGCCUUUAGAAGCUGAUGCAUCUUUCACAAGUACUCUGGAAUACCGUUUACAACCAAUUCAAGGUGAUACCGAUGCAAAGACACCUUCGCAGACUAUGGAAGUCGAUGCAUCCGUCACAAAUAAUGUGGAAUGUCGUUUAAAACCAACUCAAGAUGAAACGGAUACAAAAACACAUUCACAAACUUUGGAAGAGGAUGCAUCUUUUACAAGUGCUCUGGAAUGUCGUUUACAACAAUUUCAAGAUGAUAAAAAUGUAGAUCUCAUAACUAAUACAGAAUCUUUAGCACCAAUCAAUGAUAAUUUUAAUAUAUGUGAUACGGAUGUGGCUGUAAAUAAUGAAAAUAUUUGUGAAACGACAGAUCAUCCAAUGGAUAUUUUAGAAAAAUCCUUAGAAGAUCUCAGUACAAAUUUUAGUAAUAAUAGGAUCGAUCCAGAAAGUACGGAAGAUCUAGAGAACGAAGUACCUCAAGCAAAUAGUUAUGAAGAUGAUUCUCUUUCGUUGUCUAUUAACGAAUUUGCUCCCCUUACAUUUGCUAAAGCUAUAGAGUCCACAGAUACAUCUCUGUUGGAUGAUUGUAUCUCCACUAGUACCAAAGAUUGCGAAGAAGUACCUGAUAGAAAUGUUGAUAUAGAAAGUUUGUACGCUACUGUAAAUAAAAAUAAAAAAGUAGAGGAUGUAGAAGAAGAAGAGUUGAUUCCUCCACAAAAGCCAAUGAGGCAAAAACCCAGAAGAGAAGAGAAUCUAAAUGUCGCACCACUAGCGCCUCGUAGAAGAAAAAGUCGGUAAAUUCGCCACAACCUUCUAGGAAAAACUACAACGACGCGUUUGAAAAAGAGGAUGUUAAGAAGGAAGUAGUAUCAACAUACUCACUUCCUUCCGUUCAAAAAGUUAACCUCACGAACAUUUCUCCGUCGGGGUCACCGGAUUCUAGUUUGUCAAGUUCGUCAAAAAGCUACGGCAAGUCUAAAAAUAAAGACUCUGACAGUGACAACUGUUGCAUACAAUAAGAACAUUUUUUUUUAAAUAAUAUUUGUAGUAUUUGUACGGGUAGAAAUAUUCUGCGUUUGAAUCGGAGUGAAGAUCCACGUGUGUUGUUGCUUGCUUUGAAAUUUUAAUACUUGUUUUUAAGCUUCAGUUUAGUUAUAAAAUGCAUUCGUCCACUGUUACUUCGUGCAGAAAUUUAUAGUUUUGAUGAUGAUUUGGUGUCAUUGGUCAACAAUCACGUUAAAGCAAUGGUAAAUAAGAUUGUAACAGACGAGAGUAGCUCCGAAUCGUCGAGCGAGAUUCAAAAUUCUGCAACGGAAAUUUCCACAGACUCUGAAUUCGCCCAAGAUGAUCCCACCCCUACUAGAGAAAUUCCGUCGAUAGUUUUGAACGAUAUGUACGUUAAUAAAGCUAAAAGAUCUGGCUACAACCCCCGCAGGAAAAUCCAGGUGACGAGUCGUUAUCUACAAAGUCCUCUCGAUGGCAAAACCGGCAAACCAAAUAUCGAUUUGAAAUUAACACCUCUAGUACCUUCUGCACCUCCGGUUAAAAAACCAGCACCAAUUGUAUUAACACACCCUCAGGGUUACAGUUUGAAUCGCACACAAAGCACUGGGGGUAUAGCUGCAAAAGUGUCGCUUGAACUUAAAAAGAAAUAUCUUUUAGGUGAAGCCAGUCCUGGUAAUAUUCAGAAAUCUGGCAGCGUGUCCACUCUAGACACGAAAUUUAAAAGUUUUCAUACUAAUAUUUCAGAUUGUCAAAAGUUGCUGAAACCGUCUCCAGAAAUUAGUGCGAGUAUGCAGACGUUCUGCAAAAAAUUAAACGAAUUGAAAUCUCCAGUUUUAUCGCCACAACCGUCUAUCAUAUUCACUAAAGAGGUGGAACAGAAAGAAGAUGAACACGAGGAAAACGGUGUAGACGAAAAGAAUAUACAAAUAGAAACCGCAGUUUUUGAAAACGAAUCAGAAGGCCGCCCAAGGAGUCCCUUACACGAAACAUCUAUAAUUGUCCCUCAAAUAGAUUGGAGUAAACAAAAUGACAGCUUAACUUCGGAUAGCUUAGCUUCUUCGGACAAUGAAAAUGAACAAAAGUCGGAGCGUUUUGAAAAUAUACCAAAAGUACAGAUCCAUGCGACUAACGAUGGCGAGGAAAUCAAAGACGAAUUUGUUCCAGACUCCCUUCUCUGUAUCAAUGAUGAGAUAAAAACUGAUAUCGAGAGUCCGUCCAUUGAGCCCUUAAAGUCUAUUUCCAGCGAGAAGAAAAUUCUUAAUCAACCGAAAGUUUUAACCCAAUUUAGAGACCGUCUUUCCGGAAAUCCAUAACGCUUUGCACAUCAAACAUAAAAUACACAAAGAGAGGGAAAGGGAAGUUCCAGAAACGAUUGUCAUCUCCAGUGGUCUCAGUUCGCCUGAAUCAUUGGCUGAACAACCUACGACAGCAUUGACCGAAACAGAAUUGUCAGAUUGGGCCCGCGACGAGGCGAUGCUGGACGAUUUUGAAGACGGCGAAUUCGAAAUUCAUAUUAAGUAUCCGGACAAUGACAGAAAACCUGCCAAGAUGGCGGAUUUACUAGAAUUCGACGACUCAACUUCUAGCUACAUAGCCAAAUCUAGAAAAGAUAAUGUGAUAACAGAAACUGUAAAUAGUGUUUUAAAUGUUAAUUUAGAUAAUAUAGAGUUUAUGGAUACGGGAACCGAAACUAGCAGUGAUGACGGAGUCAUCAAUAGCCAAGAUGGGUAUAUUUUACUUAAAGAUGAGGACGAUUUUGCAGAGGAUAGCUUAAAUCCAAAUAUUAAUGAUAUUGUGGAGACCACGAAUAUUAACGUAUUGCAAUAUCCUAAGGAGGAAACUGUAAAAAAGGAUUCCCAGUUAAAACAGUCAGAUUUAGAAACGUCGAAGCACGUUCAAGACCACGAAGAAGACGUUAGUACGUUAAUAAUAGAAUCAGGAACAACAACGGAGGAAAAUACAUUAACCGAUUCAACUGUGAAACAUGUUAGUGAUAUUACCGUAGAUAAGACAUUAGUUAAUGAAACAAUUACUGUAGAUAAAAACGAGAACUGUGAUUUGAAAAAUGAUGUAGUAGAGGAAUCAAAACAAAACAAAAUGAUAGAUCUAGAAUUUCAAGAACAUUGUCAAAGAUUACAAAACAAAAUAGAAUUUUCCAAUGUUAAAGACUCUAUAGACAUACGCAAAUCGAGAAAAAAGAGUAAACAAGAUGUCUUGCAGAAACCGGAUCUCAUUACCGAAGAAACUGCAAAUACAGUCACUCCACCUAAAAAUAUUUCCUUAAACCUAACCCCCCACAUUCCCCAUACGCCUGAUAUAUUAUACAACAAAGACGUCAUCAAAAAAGAGAGAGAUAUCAAUCAGAAACUCAUACAGGAAAUGGUUAUGAACAAAAUGAAAGCAGAGAACAAAUCUUUAGAGAAACGCAAACGAAAUAAAGCAGGUAUAUCGCCAAAAUCUCCAUUCGAAUUAACUAAAUCUGCUACAGUAAUAAAUGUUCCGCUUUCUCAUCCAAGCAAUGUUGCUCAAACUACAAAUCAACGGCAUUCCGGUACUUACACCACUCCAGACGUCCUUUUAUCUUCUAAAUGUCCAUUACAAAAUUCAGAAGAUGUAAAUGUUAAGUUUAUACAUUCAGAAACAAACACAACACCUGUUAGAACCACACCGUCGUACUCCAACAAUUACGUUAGUCCAAAUCUGGAUGAUACUCCAAAAGCACCUCCACGGUACCACAGGUCGGCCGAAGAAAUGAACAGGAAACUAGAAAAACUUAAACAAACCGUACGGUUAAGACACAAAGAGAAUGAACAAUUAGUUCAUAUUAAAGAAAAGACUGAUUCUGCUAGUCAAAAAAGAGAACAAACCUUUAGGAGAUGUGUCAGUGGAAAUUACGAGGCUGCAUGUCCUACGUUUAGUAGUUUAGAACAGAGCUCUUUAUCCUCAAGAGCCAAAUCGAUACCCAACUUCUCUCAACAAAUAACAACAACCCAGACGAUCAGUUUGGAUCCGGAGAGAAUAAAGGUGUACAAAUCCGAUCCAAACAUAUUAGAAACGAACGAGGGCAAAAACAAGAAAAAGUGUAAAGACCGAGAACGAAGGAAAAGUAUUACGAAACUUAUUACGGAUUUCUUCACGAAAAAAAGUCCAUCCUCCAGCGGUUCCAAAGGAUUGUUCUCCAAAUUAUCGCCGAAAUCUAAGGAGAUCUCAAAGGCUCAUUUGGCUCGUGAAGCAGCUCAAAGGAAAUGUUUAUCAGAAAGUUUCAUCGACAGAAACGCAUCACCACCACCAGUGCCACCUUUGCCAGUGAAUUAUACAAGAAAGACAGAUGAAAGUUCUGAUGGCGAAGAAAAACAAGGGAAACACGACAGCUCGUGUGACACCAUAGAUCUCACAGGUAUGUCAACUGGAAGCAUGGCUGGACGACGAUCAAGUAAAUCUCGAAGAGUUAGUCGACAAGCUCAGCUCAAAAGACAUCGUAUGGCUCAAGAAUUACAACGAAAGUUAGAAGAGACUGAAGUUAAGAUGAAAGAGCUAGAAGAUAGAGGCGUAUUAGUAGAAAAAUCAUUAAGAGGAGAGGCCAGUUUCGAUCCGUCUAAGGACGAAGCGGAUUUAUUACAAGAAUGGUUUGACUUGAUGAGAGAUCGCACGGAACUGCGGCGAUACGAAAGGGAACUCACUGUGAGGGCACAAGAGCUAGAACUGGAAGAUCGACACGCGAGGCUGCAACAUGAACUUAGAGAAAGAAUAGAAAAUGAUAAGCCAAAAACUAAGGAGGACGUCGAGACCGAAGAAAGUAUCAUUAACGAAAUGAUAGAAAUAGUUGAAAAACGAGAUUCUCUUAUAUCAGAGGUCGAAGAAGACAGAUUAAGGUUCUCUUCAGAUAUUAACCCAUCAGACAUAGUAGAUGCAAAGCAACUUAUUACUACAGCAUGCUUUAUUUUAGUUCUAUCUUAUUUAUUUUGGGUCGUUAUUUUAUUCUCAGUAGACUUUUAGUAUAAGCAAUUUACUUUCUAGUAAGAGAUAUUCAAAUGAAGACAGAGACCUAGAAGAACAGAUGCUUGCUAAGGGAUUAAAACUAACUCCUAUUAAAACGUCGCAGGAGCAUUGAAGAUUUUAAUAAAUAUAAUUUUAUUUGUAACUUUUAACAUUCUAAACUGUUUUAUUUAUUUUUAUAUAUUGUAGGUAAGCAUAAAGUAAAAAAGGGUGAUAUUUUUGUAUGCGUAUAGUGUUUCAUAGAGUGUCUACCAGCAGAAGCGGAAAUGGAAUUUAUAAAUGUUAUUCAUAUUUUUAAUAAGCACGUAACUUUAGUAAGAGAUGACAAAUUUUUUGUACAAGAAUCUGGUGAUAAAUUAAUUUAAUUAUUUUUAUUGAUCCUUGAAGACGUGAAUUCGGCCUAGCGCAAAAUGUUAUUAUGUUCUCGUAUAAUGUAUGUGUAUAAUGUUUUCGUAUUCCUCAAUAAAUUAAUUUAAAUAUAUUACUAAGUCGGUUAGUAUGCAAAAUGGCAAAACAAAAGGAACGAUAUGUAAGUUCACGUGACAUGAAAUUGGUGCCUGCCAUCGGAGCGCUCAUUUUUUGGUAUGGCAUAUGGUAAUCUGUAUAUUUCGUUGGGAGUAAUUAUAAAACAAUAAUUUUGCUAUUUUUGCUUAUAAGAACGUGACCUUGAUUUGCAAUGAUAACUUGACCUAACCUAACCUAACCUAACUUAAACCUAGAACUGUCAUUGUAGAAAAAAAACUGUAGAAGGAUAUAGUUUCUACAACCGAAGAAUCUGAUCGUCAAUGGGCAAUGUAAGAUAUUGAUAAAAUGUCGUUUUUUUAACCGACUUAUGCCAAUGACAUCACAAUUAAAAAAUUCGCCCAUAAAAAUCGCGUUCACUUAAAAAUCCAUACCAAAAGUUGACCACUUUACAUCGCUGAUUUUCAAAUACGUAAUUUUAAGAAUGUGUUCAAACUAUAUAAGAGACAUGCUGACUUUUGUCGCUUUUUUAUUUUACAUAAUUAUAUUCUAAGGUACGGCGUUAUGUUCAAAUAUAUAAACCACUCGUACUGGCCUAAUUCAUAGUCUUCUUCGACAUACCUAAAGAAGAAAAACUGAAUUGUGACGUAAUUGUACAAUCCAUGUUAAAACAUGUAAAAUAUAUAUGUAUUUAAUGCAAUUAUUCUUUCUUUUUGUAUUUAUAUUUAUUGCUCAUGUCGAUAUUAACAUUGUAUAAGAAAUUAGUCAUUAGACACUGAUUUGCUUCUGUCAUUUUAUAUUUAGAAGCAAUUUUUGUGUUUGAAUCAAUUCUACAGGAAAGAAAAUCUGACUUGGUGUUUUUGGUUUGGAAAUCGUUUUAGAUCAAACCCUUUGUACAUUCUUCAGUGCUAGGAAUAUCCUAAUUUUCAUUUCUAUUGCAGGGUGAUAGUGUUUAUACCAAUUUUUUUCUUAAAAACUAUCGGAUUUUCAUGAAUAGGUACUUAUCUGAUUAAUAGAUGUUAGUAAGUUUUCUUUAAUUUUUUCAUGGGAUUUUCUAAUAUGAUUCUGUGUAGUAUGUAUACCUAGAUUUGUUUUCGACCCUUCUUCCUGUUUUACUCUACGUUAUCUUACUGAUAAGUAGAAAGAUUGUCAACUUUUAUAUCUAAAAGGCUUUCUUUCUUUGUCUAAUUCCUCUACCAUAUCUAAAAUGUAGCACACUUACUUUCCGUCCAUCAACUUCAACUAGUAUCGUUAAUCAUCUGAUUCAAACUUGAUUGAUAAUCAAAUGGCUUCCUACAACUAAAUUACUUCGAUAAAAUUCUUAUAUUUUUUAUAAUCUUGAAAUUCAACAAUUUUGAGUAUUUUAUAAAUGUUUCAGCCGACUCGAUGGCCAGAUUGACCAGAACGAGGCAUUUUUCCGAUGUUCAAAACAAUCAAUUUCAAUAAUGUAAAACACGUGCUCAUUUUCUAAGUUUUCAAAAACAACUGUCGAGUUGCAGGUGCACAGGUGAAGCAGGGCGUCCAGUCUUAUAUACAAACGAGUUUUAGCUCAGGUGCGUACUGUUAUAAAUAUUAUAACUUUGUUUAUAUUUCGAAUCUCUUAUUAAAAUGUUGGAACAAUAUUUCUAUGAUACUAGGGAAUGGAUGUUUUGGAAAAUUUAGAAAGUAAAAGUCCCUUUAAUCAGAGAAUAUUUUUAAAUAUAUCUGCAUCUUUGAAUUGGAAUUCGCAAAUGAAUAAGUAAGCCUAUGUGUGAAGUAAACGGUCUUAUGUUUAAAUUAUACUAAUACUUUGAUUCCUACUGGAAGGCAUUAAGACGAUAGAGAACCAGAAAAAAAGGAAUAUGUGUCAUAAGCAGGGUGCUUUAUAAGAUUGAAUUAUGUAGCUUUAAUGGAAGUCAGAACAGAACAUAUAGAAAAGAAAUCAAUAUUCAAGUCUGAAGGCAAUGUUUUUGUUGAGUUUAUUGCAUUAUGGUAUACUUUCCGAUUAGUAGCGAUUCAAAAACACUCAUUAGUUUUCGUCUGGGAGCUAGCUGCUUAAUUUAGAUUAUUCUCGAUGGUUUGCACAAUUUACACCACUCAUAAGAGAGAUUUCGUUUCGUCUAGAGGUCUCGUAUUUUGUACCUUUUUCUGAUAUAUCUCCAGGUGAAAAUUACUAGGUUACAGAUUUUCUUUCCCAUUAUUAUCACAUUUAAAAAGUCAUGUAACAAAUUAAUUUAACAGUAUUAGUACUAUUUUAGUCCUAGAAACAGAGGCAACUGUAAAUUUUUAUAAAAUAAUUGUGAUACAUCAAUUUUUUUCCAAAUUGAAACCAACGAAUCUGUAAGUAAUUGCUACUUAUCUAUAAUUUAUUAACUGUGCGGUAUUCUUCGUGUUUUUGAAGUGAAUUUUAAAACUUAAUCUUCCUGUAUAGCAAUAGGCAAUGGAUUUAUCUUUUUAAAAGGGGUAAAGUUUAUUGAAGUUAAAGAAAACUUAUGUCAAUUUUGAAAAUAUAUACUUUUCUUCACGACCAUAUUCUUGUCUUUUUUGUAAGUAUUGAUUUCGCCACAUGCUAAUUUCUUCUCUUUCUAUAAAAACACUUUUUAUCACUCUAUCUCUCACCUUCUGUAUAACUCACAGCACUACCCAUAUUCACCUUAAAUAUACUACUGCGUUCACUGGACUGCAUACUGCUCACACUGAACACUAAAAGGGUCUGCAAGUGGCUUUGCUUUAAUUUUUUAUUAAGUAUUUCCUACUUCAUUGGAAGACUCACACCGAUACUGAAACAUCACCAUCGUUUCUGAAAACUUAGUCGCUGCAAUUUUGAAGAUAGUGAUAUUGUAACCUCUUACCUCUUUAGUCGAUUUUAAAUAAGUUUCUCUUGGUAUGGAAAUGUAAAGACAUUCAUAAUAAUAUAGAACGCAAAAAAAACCAACUAAUUGUCGAUUACUAUGCGACAAAGCUGAGGUAAACCACGAUCUAAGCCACCAAGAAGUAGGUUUUAUUAUUUGAUUUCCAUUCUUUUGAUCGUUGUUGUGAGUUAAUUGUUGGUUUUGGCUAAAGUAUUGUCUAAAUAUUACCUAUAAAUGUUCUAUCCUUUACACAGUUUCUUAGGCGACAACACUAAUUACAGACAGCAAUGUUUAGUACUAAUAGUAUAAACAAUACGAGAUUCAUCGAUAAACUUCAUCGUCCCAAUCCAUUACUUUUUCUUGCUAAUGCUAAUUUGAUAUGUACUGCUUAACUCAGAUGUCAUCAUCAUCAAUGGUGCUACAGCCCUAUGAAAGAGCCUCGACCUUCCCAAGUCUAUUACGCCAGGCAGUCCUAUCCAUUGCCAGUUUGCUGCGCCUAUCUUUCUACCAUCCUCAUCUACACCAUCCUUCCAUCUGAGUUUUGGCCUACCCCUUUUUCUACUUCCCACGGGUUGUGACAUAAGGAUUCUUCUAGGAGGGUUGUUCUGCUGUGAUCUUGCUAGAUGUCCUGCCCAUCUUAGUCUUCCUAUUCUUAUAAGAGAUACUACGUCUUUCCUACCAAAUAUUUGUUUAUAUCUGUGGUAUACCUCGUAAUUGUAUCUCCUCCUCCAAACACCAUUUUCACAGAUGCCACCAAAUAUGGCCCUCCGAAAGGGGGGUUUGGCGUUGGGUUAACUACCCAACCCUGUAAAAACCCAUAGUUACGAAAUCUAAAGUUAACUCAGAUGUGUUAUAUAUAAAUAUUGUACAUAUUUAAGACAUAACUAUGAAAAAAUAUUGAAAAUUUAUUUACAGUACGAACUGCCUGGCUAUCAACAAAUUAGUAACAUAAAAAUGAAGGUCUAUAAUCAUCUUGAUGUCCUAUAUCGUGACAAUCAGUGAGAAAAAUGGAAAAUAAGAUAAAAAGUGGAAAGAAUGAAAAUUUUAGUGAUUGUUGUAAGAUUCCUCCACAAUAUGUAACAGAAUGUGACCUUGUCUAAAAAAUAAAGGUUUUAAUUUAUUCUACUAUUGGUAGAAAAUUAUGGUAUACUGAAAAUAAUGACCUUUAAUUACUUUUCACUAUCUACUUUGUCACAUCACUAUAGUGCUUUGUACCCUAAAUGAUUUUUUAGUUUUAAAUUUACAGUUGUCUCUGUCGGUUCCUUAAAAUUAUGAACAGCCACUACCUAGGUGUAGGUUUUUAAUUGAGUACUUUAUUAAUACGCAAUUUUUACCAUUGUUAUUGAUUUUUAUGUAAAUUGUAUUUAAGUAAUUAUUUAUGAUGCAAUUAAGGCCAAAUAUAUCGAUAUUGA
This is a messenger RNA of Diabrotica balteata, 14799 nucleotides long. The record is from the annotation of a GenBank genome assembly. Lineage: Eukaryota; Metazoa; Arthropoda; Insecta; Coleoptera; Chrysomelidae.